This is a messenger RNA of Passer domesticus (house sparrow), 477 nucleotides long. Its product is annotated as serine/threonine-protein kinase pim-1-like. Bases 1 to 477 code for a protein of 158 amino acids. Gene Ontology annotation, molecular function: protein serine/threonine kinase activity; ATP binding. Gene Ontology annotation, cellular component: cytoplasm. Lineage: Eukaryota; Metazoa; Chordata; Aves; Passeriformes; Passeridae. Gene Ontology annotation, biological process: protein autophosphorylation. The transcript has 4 exons. The record is from RefSeq and is a predicted model, not a curated record.
AUGGCCGGGCCGGGGCGGGUGGCCAUCAAACGCGUGCCGCGGGAUCGCAUCCGGCACUGGAGCGAGCUGACCAGCGCGCCCCUGGAGAUCGUGCUGCUGGCCAAGGUGUCCUGUGGGUGUGCUGGUGUCAUUCAGCUGCUGGAGUGGCUUGAGCUCCCCGACAGCUUCUUGCUGGUGAUGGAGCGUCCAGAGCGGUGCCAGGAGCUCUCGGGUUUCCUGGCGGAGCGGAGGUUCCUGCCGGAGGAGGAGGUGCGGGGGCUGUUCCGCCAGGUGCUGGAGGCCGUGCAGCACUGCACCAGCUGCGGGGUCCUGCACAGGGACAUCAAGCCCGAGAACAUCGUGCUCGACCUGGCCAGCGGGCAGCUGAAACUGAUUGACUUUGGCUGUGGCGCCUUCCUCCAAGACACAGCCUACACCCAGUUUGCAGCACCAGUGGCUUCUUUUCCAGCCCCGAGUUUGUACACAAAUCCCAGGUGA